ACCUGCUUUGGUUGAUUGGUGGCACUAUAUUCCCUGAUAAUUCUGGUUCAAAGCUUAGUUUACACUUUUUGCUUGACAUAAUAGACCUUGAUGCAAUAGGCGGUAAAGCUUGGGGAGCAGCAGCAUUAUCAUACUUGUACAGUUGUCUAUGCCGUGCUUCGAUGGCUAAUAGCCGUGAUGUUUGUGGAUUUAUUGCUUUGUUACAGGUUUGGGCUUGGGAGCGAAUAAUCCCGAUGCAGCCAUUACUUCGUCCUCCAAGAGUAAACGAACGAGAUAUUGUAUUUGCGCAGAAGUGGACUCGUCGUGGAGUUCGUGAAAGCGAGGCACGAGCUGUGCUAGUAGUUUGUAGGGAUGUUUUAGACAACCUAACUGAUGAUCAGGUAUUUUUCCUUUUAAAUUUUUUUGAUAAGAAAUGUGAAAAAUAUAACAACAAUAGAGUUUUUAUAGAUUUGUUCAUUUUUUGCUAACUCGUAUUGUGAUAAUGGGUUGAUUUUGUUUUAAUUUGUUAUAGCUAAUUUG
Messenger RNA from Lycium ferocissimum, 519 nucleotides. RefSeq lists its product as uncharacterized. NCBI's taxonomy places the organism in Eukaryota, Viridiplantae, Streptophyta, Magnoliopsida, Solanales, Solanaceae. Bases 162 to 467 code for a protein of 101 amino acids. The record is from RefSeq and is a predicted model, not a curated record. The transcript is spliced from 2 exons.